AUGAACAGAAAUGGAGAGGAUGAAGUGGCCGAGAAGAGGAGGAGAAGGAGGGAGGGGGUGCAGGUGUCCCUCAGAGGAGGCUGCUUAGCUGCUUCAGCCACGGCUAUGGCGGUAAUGGUGAUGGCAAAAGAGAAGGGUGUGGCUGACAUCUAUGGCUUCACGCUCACUCUCAACUCCAGCUGGUCUUUCUCUCCCGCCUAUCAGUAUGUGGUGGGGACAUGCAUGGUGACCAUCCUCUACUCCCUGUUCCACCUCUUUCUAGGAAUCUACAGGCUCAUCACUGGAACACCAAUCACACCCUCCCGUUCCCAAGCUUGGCUUUGCUUCAUCUUCGAUCAGCUCUUCAGCUAUUUGAUAAUAAGCGCUGGAUCAGCCGGUAUUGGAGUUACAAACCUCAACAAAACAGGCAUCAAACACACUCCUCUCCCUGACUUCUGCAACACCCUUUCUUAUUUCUGCAAUCAUGUCGCCCUCUCCCUCCUCCUAGUCUUGCUCUCCUUCGUCUUUCUCGCCUCCUCUUCUCUCUUUAAUGUCCUUGUGCUCUCCACUCUCUAG
Eruca vesicaria subsp. sativa (arugula) is the source of this 555-nucleotide messenger RNA. The record is from the annotation of a GenBank genome assembly. Lineage: Eukaryota; Viridiplantae; Streptophyta; Magnoliopsida; Brassicales; Brassicaceae.